AUGAGCUUCCGAAUCGAGCUGUUCGUUCGAGUGCUUUCGAUCGCGUCGUGUAUCGCAGCUUCCUCGACAGUGCCGCAACAGGCGCCCACGCUCUACGAGCUAGAUGACUGGACGAAGUGUGACCUAGGUCCCGAACGAGACUGGUACUGCAUGGUGCGAGUGAUAGUGGUGGCAGACGCGUUGCAAAAUGCAAGUGGACCCUUUCUCGUUGAUGAUCUUCACCACUUUCGCCGGGCGCUGCUCGAUAGAGGCCUGUGUUUGACAGCCGCUCAAAGGCGCUUUGAUGAGACCGUGCCAUUAGGGAACUACCCCUUUCCGGGUUGGUGGAACAAAUCCGAUCGCUACAUGCUGGAUCGUAGCUUUUUUCCCUCGUCGAUGCAUCCGGACACCGGAGCUGAGCUGGCGGCAGGAGCGAUGAUUAAUCGACGCCUUCAAUCUCGCCAUUCCGGGUUGGCGGCGUACACGGAGAUAGAGUACUGUGUGAAGGAUGACCCGACGGGUCGGAUGGAGCAAGCGAUGGGAGUUGUGGUGGCAGUUGUUCUAGUACUCGGGUGUAUCUUACUGCUCAACGGACGACGAUGGAUCCGCGAAGAAUGUCGUCCACCACGACCCGGUCAGCUACUUCUGUUCGAUUGCUACAAAUGCUACGGCUUGGUUGGGGUAGUUCUAGCCCACUGUUUGCUUUUCGGACCGUUUCUGAUGCCCCUGAAAGAUGCCGAGCAGCUGGAACAGUCUAUAGCGCAUCCGAACGCGAAACUGUUCCGGCUGAUAUGCCCGUUCACGAUGCUGGUGUUUUUCACGAUGAGCUCGAUGUUGCUCACGGUGAAGCUGUUGCAAAGCGGGCCAACCCAACGACCCACAUUAGCGGCGAUCAUCACCGACCGGCUGAUAAGACUGCAACCGCUGAACCUCCUCACGAUCGCGUUCUGUGCGCUGGCGUACGAUCGCUUCAUCGGUGGACCCCUGGGACCGCGUCAGCUGAUCGUCGAACAGGGCUUAUGCUUGCGGCGAUGGUGGAUGAACGUGCUGUUCAUCUCGAACUACGGCAUGCACGAACCGUGCCUGCCGCACUCGUGGUACGUCAGUGCGGACUUUCAGCUCUUCGUGAUCGUGGCGAUCGUACUGAUGGCGAUGUUCAAGUGGCCACAACACUCUCAAACCAUCGGAGGUUUCAUGAUCUUCGCCGCCUUUUUGGGACCGUUUCUGACCGUGUUGCUGAGUGACUUCGAUCCCGUCGGACCCGGUAACCUGCACGAGAUGCGUUUCUUUCUGCUCGACAGCACGUUCAUGGCGCAGCUUUACACGCCCUGCUACAACAACCUGUGCUGGAGCGUUGCUGGCAUGCUGGCUGGGAUCAUGUACGAUCGGUAUCAACGGCUGGCCAGCGAUUCUGAGGCUCGUAAACGGCAACUUAACCGCGUUAAUGCUACAAUUGCCGUUUCGCUUUCGUUGCUUGUGAUGUUUGUUAGAGCGACAAUCGUAGCUUCCGAUAAUAGCUCACCGGGCAGUCGUUGGUGGCUUGCAGUGUGCUACUCAUUGCACAAGAUUUCAGCGGCGGCUUUGUUUGGUGCCGUUUUCCUACGCGUUUUGCUAACGGAAAGAGAUUUCUACGGAUCUACGAUGGUGAGAAUGGGAGCGAAGCUGUACUACUGCGUAUAUCUUAUCCAUAUGCCCAUAUUUCGGAUCAUGUUUAGCAACGAAACGGAGGUCACGGAAGUAACGCCAAUACUCUUGCUUCGAAUGGGAAUGAAAGUGUUUGUGAUAUCAUACACGCUCGCUGUUUUGUUGCAUUAUAUCAUCGAAAAACCGAUUACGAGACUGCUAAGACGUGUUUUAUACGGUCGAAAUUAAUUUAAAAUGCAGACAGAAGCGUUAAAUUGCACGUUAGAAUUGGGCCUCAAUUUGGUGUU
Anopheles nili is the source of this 1910-nucleotide messenger RNA. RefSeq lists its product as uncharacterized. Bases 1 to 1851 code for a protein of 616 amino acids. Lineage: Eukaryota; Metazoa; Arthropoda; Insecta; Diptera; Culicidae. The record is from RefSeq and is a predicted model, not a curated record. The transcript has 6 exons. Gene Ontology annotation, molecular function: acyltransferase activity, transferring groups other than amino-acyl groups.